UCACUUACACAUAUAAAGGCCUCAUUCAGCUAUAGGGCUGAGCUAAACAUUAUGCACAUGGGCCUAUUUUUCUUGCCCUCUAAUACUGCUGCAGGGAAGACAUGGGAGGUAUCCAUUUCCGUUUUACAUGAACCACAAUCCUUUGCCAGCUGAGGAACACCUCACCUUUACUGGUUUCCCAUUUGCGUUAUGUAUUUUAAGUAUUCCUUACCUGCUGAUGAAAGUGGCCCUUCUUGUUUUUGUCUGUAGGGAAUUUUACCUGGCUUUGUUAUAAUGUUCCUGUCUUGGCUCUUUCUGGAUUUUCAAUAGACGAAGGGGAGCAAGAAGAGAAGAUCUCGGAGAACUCUUCGGCAGAGAGGGAUUUAGCCGAUGUCAAGUCGUCUCUAGUCAAUGAAUCAGAAACGAAUCAAAACAGCUCCUCAGACUCGGAGGCGGAGAGGCGGCCUCCGCCUAGGUCCGAAAGUUUCCGAGAUAAAUCCAGAGAAAGUUUAGAGGAAGCUGCGAAAAGGCAAGAUGGAGGGUUGUUUAAGGGCCCACCGUAUCCUGGGUAUCCUUUUAUAAUGAUUCCCGACCUGACCGGCCCUUACCUCCCCAAUGGAUCCCUCUCGCCCACGGCAAGAACGAUGGCAUGUUGCAAAGAAAAGGUCACCCCACAUACACUUACAGAUGACUACUGGGCCCUGUCUGUACCUGGCAUUCAGUAUCUCCAGAUGAAAUGGCCACUGCUUGAUGUUCAGGCAGGGAGCCUACAAAGUAGGCAAGCCCUCAAGGACGCUAGGUCUCCAUCUCCAGCACACAUUGUUUCUAACAAAGUCCCAGUUGUGCAGCACCCACAUCAUGUACAUCCCCUUACGCCGCUUAUUACGUACAGCAAUGAGCACUUCACACCAGGGAAUCCUCCUCCACACUUACCAGCUGAUGUAGAUCCAAAAACAGGAAUUCCACGGCCUCCACAUCCUCCAGAUAUAUCUCCUUAUUAUCCACUAUCACCGGGCACUGUAGGACAAAUCCCCCAUCCGCUAGGAUGGUUAGUACCACAGCAAGGUCAACCAGUCUAUCCAAUCACAACAGGGGGAUUCCGGCAUCCCUACCCAACCGCUCUGACUGUCAAUGCUUCCAUGUCAAGCUUUCUCUCCUCUAGGUUCCCUCCACACAUGGUCCCUCCACAUCAUAGUUUACAUACAACUGGGAUCCCUCAUCCAGCCAUAGUCACCCCAACGGUCAAACAGGAAUCCUCCCAGAAUGACGUUGGCUCACUCCACAGCUCAAAACAUCAGGACUCCAAAAAAGAAGAGGAGAAAAAGAAGCCACACAUAAAGAAACCUCUCAAUGCAUUUAUGUUAUAUAUGAAGGAAAUGAGAGCAAAAGUUGUAGCAGAAUGCACAUUGAAAGAGAGUGCAGCCAUCAAUCAAAUUCUUGGUCGAAGGUGGCAUGCAUUAUCCAGAGAAGAACAAGCUAAAUAUUAUGAACUAGCCAGAAAGGAACGACAGCUCCACAUGCAGCUUUACCCCGGCUGGUCCGCACGGGAUAACUAUGUAGGUGGCUAUGGCAAGAAGAAGAAGAGGAAAAGGGACAAGCAGCCAGGAGAAACAAAUGAACACAGCGAAUGUUUCCUAAAUCCUUGCCUUUCACUUCCUCCGAUUACAGACCUGAGCGCUCCUAAGAAAUGCCGAGCGCGCUUUGGCCUUGAUCAACAGAAUAACUGGUGCGGUCCCUGCAGGAGAAAAAAAAAGUGCGUUCGCUACAUACAAGGUGAAGGCAGCUGCGUCAGCCCACCCUCUUCAGAUGGAAGCCUACUAGACUCUCCUCCGUCUUCUCCCAACAUGCUAGCCUCCCCCACAAGAGACUCAAAACCACAGACUGAACAAACCCAACCUCUCUCACUCACAUUGAAACCCGACCCACUGGCACACCUCUCCAUGAUGCCACCACCACCAUCCUCUCUAGUCCUGACCGAAAGCUCCACUAGCAAACCCGGUGGUCUGCCUGCUAGUAAUUGUCAGAAUGGGGCACUGGACCAUCCGUCUGCCUCUUUACAGCAGUCAGCACCCUCUUCCUCUUCAUUAGCACAACCGUCAACAUCCUCUUUGCAUUCCCACAAUUCUUUGACUGGGACACAGCCUCAGCCACUGUCACUCGUAACCAAGUCGUUAGAAUAGCUUUAGCCUUGUGUAGCCCUUUUAAUUUGUAUUUUGUGUGUGUGUGUUGAUUUUUUUUUCACUUUUGUUUGUAUUUUUUUAAAAAUUGGUGCCAUAUGGCUGGCUACAUUAGUUGAUGUCUAUCGAGUUCAUUGGUCAAUAUUUGACCCAUUGUUAUUUCAUUUUUUUCCUUUUUAAAUAUGUAGAUUGAGAAAAAAAGCCUCAUGAUUCUGCCAAAAUUUUUAUCAACAGCUGUUUAAAGUCUUUGUAGCGUUUAAAAUAUUAUAUAUAUAUAUAAAUAUAUAUAUAUAUACAUAACUGUUAUGUAGUUCCAAUAGCUUAGUUUCAAAGACUGAUUUUAAAAAUGAAAAAGAAGCAAUUUUGAAGCAGCCCUUGCUGAAGGCGUUGGUUCUUUAUUAUUUGUAUUAAAUACGAGCUUGCGAACCAAUCAUUUUACAUCUGGUUUUUAAAACUUUUUAAGGGCACAAUGAAUGCAGUGCCGCUAAUUUUUUUUCCUUUUUUUUCCUUUGUGUGAUAUAACUUUUCUUGUGAUGUUACUUGUUAUUGUUUAAAUGUACAGAAACAAAGGGUUAAAAUGUGUUAAUAUACCUUGUUCCAUGGUGUUGUUCUUUUUUGGGGGAGGGAACGCUACUCAACAAUUAAAAAGUAUCACAACGCUAUUGGACCAGUAGUAUUUAUUGCUUUAGAGAUUGCUUGUUGUACCUGUAUGUUGUCCUUUAAAAAAAUGUUUUCCUUUUUCUUUCUUGAAACGUUGUGUAAAGUUUUUUUCCCCCCUUAGUGUAAGCAUCAUAUAUAAAUAUAUAUAUAUAACAACUCAUUUGUACAAGGUUUUUAAGUUUAUAUAUAAAUGUGUAUAUAUAUAUUUUUGUUGGUUUCUUUUGUUUGUUUUAAUUUCAUUCUUUUUUUCCUCUGUCACAUAGUUGCCACCAAAUGGACAUUUGCAGAUGGAUCAAUAUUGUAAAAAAAAAUGCUUUAAAAGCCAUUACAUGAAAUAAGACUUGAAAAUUUAGCACAGGACUUUUUAGCAAUGCUGUUGGAAAAGCAGCACUGUAUCCCAUUCAGAACUGCAGAUGACGUUCCCUGCCACUUGUCGGCUGCGAGCAAAACUUUUAUGUGCCAAAAUUCUCAGUGAUUUUCUCUUUUCCCUACACCUUUUUUAUGCUGUAUUUUUUUGUUCAUCCUGUUUUGCUGUGAUGUUACAUAGGUAGAUAUGUAUGUAGUUUUUAAUGUCACCUAUUACAGACGUGUUUGGUAGCAGAAUGUCCAGAAAGCAUUUAAAGAUGAAGAGGUAUAAACCCUAAAGGGCCAAAUUCUGUAUAUUAGAUUAUUCAUAAAAGGAAAAAUCAGACUGCCACUUUUAUGUACACUUACGACAUACAGGUAGGUAGCAAACUUUAAAAAAAUCCUAGGCAUGUUGAUGUUGCAAUUUUUUAAAAAAAUAAAAUAAAAGAUAAAACACUGUAUAAAGCUGAAAAAACGUUCAUCUGUUCAUCCAGUGCCAUUGUAGUUGACAUGAAGCGAUUGUAAAACUGUCUCCAGUUUUCUUCUCUGGUUUAUUAAGAUGCUAACUAUGACAUUUUUUUUGUGAAUCCUUUGAAUGUUUCCUAACAGUUGUGAUGUUACUGUUCUGUUUUAUUGCUCUUAUUCCGAUUUUUCAUUUCUAAUGGUUUGGAAGCCAUUUUUGUAAUGAAUAAAUGUCCAUGCUGUACAGUAUCUGUAGCAUGCAGUUCUGGAUUAAUAAAAGCAACUUAGUAUGUGCA
Varanus komodoensis (Komodo dragon) is the source of this 3919-nucleotide messenger RNA. RefSeq names its product transcription factor 7 like 2 (gene TCF7L2). Gene Ontology annotation, cellular component: beta-catenin-TCF complex; catenin-TCF7L2 complex. Gene Ontology annotation, biological process: canonical Wnt signaling pathway; regulation of transcription by RNA polymerase II. Lineage: Eukaryota; Metazoa; Chordata; Lepidosauria; Squamata; Varanidae. Gene Ontology annotation, molecular function: DNA-binding transcription factor activity, RNA polymerase II-specific; RNA polymerase II cis-regulatory region sequence-specific DNA binding. The record is from RefSeq and is a predicted model, not a curated record. The coding region runs from base 561 to 2159 and encodes 532 amino acids. The transcript has 16 exons.